This is a messenger RNA of Schistosoma guineensis, 1971 nucleotides long. NCBI's taxonomy places the organism in Eukaryota, Metazoa, Platyhelminthes, Trematoda, Strigeidida, Schistosomatidae. The record is from the annotation of a GenBank genome assembly.
UCAAAUCUAAAAAUGUCUUGAUUUUACCGCUUCUGUCUUGGGACAGUUUGACCUUCAAGUGCUCGCAACCUACAUCAGUGAACGAUACCAUUGAAGCGUUGCCGAUACUGCGUCGUCAAUCUUUGGUCCCAAUUGGAAUAUUCCCUUAAUCUCUCGCUUGUUUUACUUCAGAUUGUUGUCGAUUUCUCUCCUUAUAAAGUAGAAGCCAUCAAUAAUGGGGAAGUCUUCACGCGAUAAACGUGAUAUUUACUAUAGAUUAGCUAAAGAAGAGGGUUGGAGAGCACGUAGUGCCUAUAAGCUGCUACAAAUUGAUGAUGAGUAUGGAAUCUUUUCUCCUGGUAAGUGUAUGGUGGUUUAGAUUUAUGGGCAAAAUGAAAUAUACCACUCGAGUUAUACUAAAUUUUUUUUUAUAGAAGUCCACUGAUUGAUAGACAAACUGAUUGAAGUCAUAGAAGAAUCCGUUAUGAUUAUUCUUAUGAAGAGAUAGUGUGAAUGCUGGCAUUAUUCACAUGUGAACCUCAUUAAACAACCUAAGGGAUAACUUUUAAGUGGCUCUAACACGACUGUUUUGUGAAUAGCUGUUCCGACUUUCUUAAGGUUAGUCCACGUGUUUCAAACUACACUAUAAGAAAGGAGAAUUAUUGGAGCUAUUGGAGCUUAUUUUACUCGUAACCUAUUUCAACUCUGCUACUUAUUUAAAAGCGGUGUUGCCGGUUGUCUGGGAAAGGCUGUUCCCACCACACUUUGAAUAGGGCCAGUAAUCAGGAUUUUCUUCUUGGACCUGAAAUUCACUCCUUUCCGUUAGCCCACUUUCCGGCGGAUUUGUCUAUUAACAAAAUGAAAAGAAACAAGUGAUGUAGGGAAUAUAACUCAAUUGUUUCGUUAUAGUAAACAAACUUAACCACUGCGACAAAGUAGAUGCAACGAUGUCCAAUCAUUAAUGGCAAUGUAAACUAAAAAUGCUCCUUUAGAACGAGUGGUUGAUUUGUGUGCUGCACCUGGUAGCUGGUCACAAGUAUUAUCAAAACGUUUAUGGGAAUCGAAAUCCCCAGAGGAUCAAAAAUCUGUACUGCAUACAUUUUGAGAUUUCAUUAUUGAUAUUUCUUAAUGAAGGUGAAAAUCGUUGCCGUGGAUCUACAGGCUAUGGCCCCAAUACCAGGAGUUAUUCAAAUUCAAGGCGAUAUUACUAGUCAGGAUACGGCUCAACAGAUUAUAAGACAUUUUGACGGCAAGUUAGCUCAACUUGUUGUUUGUGAUGGUGCUCCAGAUGUGACAGGUCUACAUGAUUUGGAUGAAUAUGUUCAGUCGCAUCUUAUCUUAGCUGCUAUAACUAUCUGUUCAAGAGUUCUGGAGCUUGGUGGUACAUUUGUUGCUAAGGUUUUUCGUGGACGAGAUUCUGGUUUACUAGGUUCCCAACUCCGACUUUUGUUUUCGGGUGAAGUUAGUUUUGCAAAACCAAGAGCUAGUCGGAACUCUAGUUUAGAGUCCUUUGUUGUAUGUCGUGGAUUUAUGGGUCCUCGUUUACGGACAGAUUUGAAACCAUCCACAUCUUUUGAGAAUCAUUCAAGCAACGAUAAUUUGCUAUUAUUAUGGUACGACAAGGAUAACUUUGAAGACGUUGAUUCUUCUCAACAAGCUCUAUUACCAUUCAUGGCGUGUGGAGAUUUAAGAGGUUUUGACCCAGAUGUCACGUAUACGUUAGACCCUGAUCAUAUAGUCAAGCCACCAGUACAAGUUCCUGUAGAUCCUGCUUAUUCCGAAGUUUGCCGAUUCAGUCGCUUAAAUCAAUCAAAUACUUCAAAAUUUCAAUCUUUGGAAAAGAAUAAUGAAAUUGAUAAUAAUGAUGAUAUUUCUAGAUUUACAGAACUUAUGGAAAAGUUGUCUUUCGAUCCAAGAGAAGAUCAUUUAUGAUGUUUGAUUUUUAUGGACAAAACUAUUUUAUUCUAUAAACAAAUAAAUAUAUUACAUUUA